AUGGGUAUAUCCCGUUCCUCAAGGCACAAACGCUCCGAAACGGGUGCCCAGCGCCCCCACUACCGCAAAAAGAGAAAGUUCGAGCUCGGCCGUCAGCCCGCCUCCACCAAGCUCGGCCCCAAGCGGAUUCACACCGUCCGUGUCCGUGGCGGUAACCUCAAGUACCGUGCUCUCCGUCUCGAUGGCGGCAACUUCGCGUGGGGCAGCGAGCAUGUGACGAGGAAGACGAGGAUUAUCGGCGUCGUCUACAACUCGUCUAACAACGAGCUUGUCCGGACGAACACCCUCGUCAAGGGUGCCAUCAUCCAGGUCGAUGCGGCCCCCUUCCGUCAGUGGUACGAGGCGCACUACGCCCAGCCCGUGACGAAGCGUGGCGCGAAGAAGGAUACCACUGCGACGGAGGGAGAGGAGGCGAAGAAGCCCUCGAACCACGUGCAGCGCAUCCUCGAUGAGCGGAAGAAGGAUGCCAAGGUGGACCCCCUCCUUGAGUCCCAGUUCGCCGCUGGUCGCUUGUACGCGUCCAUCAGCAGCCGGCCUGGACAGUCGGGCCGUGCGGAUGGUUACAUUCUCGAGGGUCGGGAGUUGGAGUUCUACCUGAGGAAGAUCAGGACGGGCAAGCAGAAGCACGCCCACGCGGCAUAG
Trametes versicolor FP-101664 SS1 is the source of this 642-nucleotide messenger RNA. Its product is annotated as 40S ribosomal protein S8. The record is from RefSeq and is a predicted model, not a curated record. The transcript has 6 exons. Gene Ontology annotation, cellular component: ribosome; cytosolic small ribosomal subunit. Gene Ontology annotation, biological process: translation; maturation of SSU-rRNA from tricistronic rRNA transcript (SSU-rRNA, 5.8S rRNA, LSU-rRNA). Lineage: Eukaryota; Fungi; Basidiomycota; Agaricomycetes; Polyporales; Polyporaceae. Bases 1 to 642 code for a protein of 213 amino acids. Gene Ontology annotation, molecular function: structural constituent of ribosome.